AUGCGAAAAGCCUCGCCGCCCACGCCGCCGCUCCAGCAGCCAGCUCUGGGCCCUUCGCCGACCGACGUCUCCGAGCCCCAGCCGCCCCCAUCCACCUCCGCCCCCACCAAAUCUACGUCCAAGCCUCGACAUCCACAACCAGCCCGCACCAAGAAGCCGACUACACCCGCGUCUUUGCCUUCUCCGACCCUCACUUCGUCGUCCUUGUCGUCGGUCCAGCCAGAUCUGUCGCUGUCGGUCCAGCCAGAUCUGUCGCUGUCGGUCCAGCGCACCGCCGUCAAGCAGGCCAGGAGACGGCCGCUCAACAAGUUCGCCUGCUUCGCCUACCAGAAGAAGAAAACAAGGGUUGCUAUAUCAUAUCAGUCCCUCACCCGACGCAGCACACGCCUGACAAGCCCGUUUUACGAGUAUGCCGUGAGGGAGGGCGCCGUUUCGCGCUACGCCGACCUCAAGGUCACCUUCGAGCAGCUGGAGCGCGAAAACAGCGACUUCAAGGACCUACUCGCCUACCUCCGCUUCAGGCCCGAGAAGGAGGCUUUCGAGAUCUACCGCCGCCUUCGCGCAUCCGACAAUCCGCUGGCGGUCCUGCAGUACUUCCGAGAGGCCGAGACCCUACUCAUUGCGCCCUCGACUGCCGGCUCGGGCAUGGCCGACCGCCAUGCCGCCGACAUAGAUGCCGAAGCCCUGGCCCAGAGCGACCUCAAAGUCCCGGCACGCCCCUGGACCCCGGUUGCCGGCGAUGGUCUCGUCUCGAGCCUCAUUACGGCCUUCUUCAACAAUAUGCGCCGCGGGGUUUUGGGCGCCCACUACUACACCCCGCUUCUGGUCAACGCCAUUUGCGUACUUCGAUCGUUACUCUCAGACAGGGCGAAGAACCUUAGUCGCGUGACGAAUAUAGACCUCGGGGCCCUCUUCUUUGCCGAGGCCAAAAAGCAAAUGGGGUGUCUAGACGCCCGAAAGCCCGAAAACUCGGAGCAACGCGUUACACUGUCAAAGACAUGCUGGGGCCUGUUCUUCAUUAAGAGGCGAGUCCCUGAGCCUGAGUGUAGUCUUAUGUCUGGCGCGUAUUUCAAGCCGCUGGCGCCUCCGCCCAACAUACGGCAUUAUAAAGUCAAAACAUACUACUGGGGACGACGAAGAUAUGAAGACGCUCUGUCUCAAGGCUUCGCGGAGUACUCGCCUAUGUUCUUCAUCUGCAUCUGGAACGUGGCGCCGACGCUGGUUCCCCUGCUGGGCGAGGCGUACGCGCAGAAUCUGUUUACGCGCGGCUGUGCGCUGAUGCACGUCGUCGAGCGCGACCUGCCCCUCGUCCGGCUGGCUAUGCCCAUCCCCCGCGACGCCCGGCCCUACCUCGAGGGGCUUACGCAGCACAAGCGCGACCCCAAGGACCUAUCCGUCUCGUUCAUCGUACCCACGCAGGACGAGCUGCUGGAGUCGUAG
This is a messenger RNA of Lasiosphaeria miniovina, 1440 nucleotides long. RefSeq lists its product as uncharacterized. Bases 1 to 1440 code for a protein of 479 amino acids. NCBI's taxonomy places the organism in Eukaryota, Fungi, Ascomycota, Sordariomycetes, Sordariales, Lasiosphaeriaceae. The transcript is spliced from 10 exons. The record is from RefSeq and is a predicted model, not a curated record.